This is a messenger RNA of Striga hermonthica, 1431 nucleotides long. Lineage: Eukaryota; Viridiplantae; Streptophyta; Magnoliopsida; Lamiales; Orobanchaceae. The record is from the annotation of a GenBank genome assembly.
AUGGAGGCCUGCGUCAGUACGCGUGACGGUUGGCGGAUUCUGUUAUCUGCGUUCACCGGAGACCUCGACGAGCUUCAGAGGGUGAGAUAUGAAACUGGCGACGACGACGCCUUUCGUAAGAAGUGCGAGCACUCGAAAGGUCCCGAAGGAUUCACGUGUUUACACCUUGCGGCUGACAAUGGAGACAUACCGAUUUUCAGGGUUUUGAUUGAGAAACUGAAUCUGGAUGUCGAUAUGGAAACUGAAAGAGGGGAUACUGCUCUGCUAGUUGCUGCUGCGAAGGGACAUUUUAAGGCCGUGAAGUAUUUGAUACUCCGAGGUGCUGAUAUUAAUUUCAGCGGUUACAAGGGAAUCACAUGUUUUCAUCUUGCUGCUGAAAGAGGAAACAAAGAGAUUAUGCAAAUGUUACUAUUGAGAGGUGCUGAUUUAGAGGCACGUUCUGUGAAAGGAACACCGUUGACAUGUGCGGCAUCUUCUGGAUGUGUGGAAUCCGUUCGAUUUCUGUUACGCCGUGGUGCUAAUCCGAAUGCUGAUUCUCCUCUUUCUGGCACCCCUCUUAUGGGGGCUCUUUUGUGCCCCUCGUAUGAAUGCUUUGACCUGCUGCUGAAGGCUGGAGCCAACCCAAACACUUUUUCACUCGGUUUAAGUCCUCUGGCAGUUGCAGUCAGAGACAAAGAUACAAAACUUCUUAGGUCUUUGCUUGCAAAUGGAGCUGAUCCGAACUUAAGCACCAUUGACCUUUUGAAACCCAUAGAGCAUGCUGUCGACGUUGGUAAUCUUGAUGGGGUUAACAUUUUGUUUCCUUUGACUGAGAGAAUGAUGGAAUAUCGCGAUUGGAGCAUUCAAGGCAUCAUAAAUCGCUUUCACUCUGAACAAGCAAAGAGACAGAGAAUGGCGGCACUAGUGGUCACCUUUUGGGAACUUGAUAAACUAGGCAAAGGUGCUUUAGGAAGUGGAGAUUACCAAGAGGCCUUAAAAUGGUUUAAUAUGGCACUUAUUCUUCAACCGGACGACGAAACAUUGCUGGAAAACCGCAGUAAAUGUUGGAUAGCUUUACAUGAACCCAAUUUCUUAUUGCAUGAUGCCGAAGCUUAUAUCCUGCUGAAACCUAAUUCCCCCAAGGCUCACUGCAUGAAAGGCAUUGCCUGGAUGCUCCUCAAAAACUUCCCCGUGGCAUGCAAGUCAUACAAAAGUGCUAUUGAUCUGGAUCCGUAUUCUAUCGAAAUUAAAAAUUUGUUUAGCAUUGCUGCAAAGGGUUUCCUGCUUAGCCUAGCUGAAAAGAACCUAAUGAGGACAGUGACAUCCUUACCAAAGGUUAUUCCUCACUGUGAGAUUUUCUGCUCGACUUUGCUUGAACUGGCUAACGAGAACCCAACGGAGGCUAUGAAUCUUCUUCGUCAGUUUCUGGACAGACCUGAAUUCCUGUUCUGA